CUCCAACUCCCAAACACUGUCAGGAUAUGGUAGCCAAGGAGGAUGGUCGGGUUAAGGAGGUUGAAGCCAAGUUCAACAAGCUGAUGGCGGAUAAUAAUAUUGUUGGAGAGUUCGUUGUUCUACAUGGAAAAGAUACAUGGCACGAUGUUAUUCAAUAUCAGGAGAAAGUCAAGGGCAUUAUGAUCGUCAUGGGCACUCGAGGGCAGAAUUCCCUGAGGCGAACUUUCAUGGGCAGUGUCAGCGACAGUGUCGUCCACCAUGCUUCCUGUCCGGUCCUCGUGUGCUGUCAUCCUAAAAAUUAG
Candidula unifasciata is the source of this 302-nucleotide messenger RNA. NCBI's taxonomy places the organism in Eukaryota, Metazoa, Mollusca, Gastropoda, Stylommatophora, Geomitridae. The record is from the annotation of a GenBank genome assembly.